ACUAGACGAAGAGACUGCAGAACAUACUGGCAACAUGAGAGUGCUGCAUUUAGUCCUAUGUGCUGUACUGGCCCUGCUGUGUCUGCCUCAGGCAAGCCGUGGAGUUUCAUACUUUGGGGAUAGCUACUGCCAGAUAGAUGCAGUGCAGGAUCUGUUAAGUUUUGAUCUGUCACUCCAGUUUAAGACAAGCAGACGCAGUGGGCUGCUCCUCCUAGCUGCUGGAAACAGAGACUACCUGUCUCUGGAGCUCAUCAAUGGCAGGUUACAGGCAAGAUUAGAUAUGGGAUCAGGGGAAGUGGUGCUGAGCUCCUCCUCUGGUGUGCAACUUAACAAUCUUAAAGAUCAUCAUGUUUCUCUUACACUACAAGACAACAAACUCACCAUGACUGUAGACGGCCUUUUUACAACAUUUGUUGACUUGCAAGGACAGGAGCAGGACCUCAGUAUUGACAGGGGUGUGUUCCUUGGAGGCAUAAGAGACUUGGAUGUUGAGUACCUCAACACUGCUGUCCCCUUCCUUCGUGGCUGUAUGAGUGGCAUAAAGUUCGAGUCCCAUCAGUUUAAUAUUCUGUCAUCAGCUGCAACUGUCUGCCAUGACACUAAAGAAGGCUGUAGUAGUGAGUUUGAAGCAGGAGAUGGAGAGGCCACCAGCUUUAUCAGUCCAGACUCCUUUAUAUCCUUCCCAACCUGGACCAGAGCCAACACUGGUUCUCGCAAUAUGGAAUUGCUGAUAAAAACUACUAUUGAGGAUGCUCUGCUUCUCUUUCAUCCAGGACAUGAGUCUGAUUUUAUUGCCUUGGGUACGGCAGGAGGGUACCUAAAAGGUGUUGCAGAUCUGGGCAGUGGCAUAGUAAUUGUAAACAACAUGAAAGUAAAGCUGGAUGAUGAUCAGUGGCACAGGAUAAGAAUGCAGGUUGAUCCCAACACUUUUGAGAUAGUAGUGGAUAGUCAGUCUGUCUCUGUCCCUCUAGAUGGAUUAGAAAAACUGGACCUUGUGGGAAAUAUGUACUUGGGAGGUAUCCAGGGGAAAAUGAAAGAUGCAUUCCGUGAUGACUACCUGACUCGUAUGGAAGAGGAGAUAACAUCUGAGUCUUUCAUUGGCUGCUUAGGAGAAAUCAAGAUGAACCAGAAAGGCAGAAGCCUACAGGAUGCCCUGAUAACCAAAGAUGUUCAUGUUAAAUGUGAAGGAGAAGAUUAUGACUAUUCCAGCUAUUACGAUUUCGAAACAGCCACAACUACAGCCCCACCACGGAUAAGAUAUGUGGGUGUAACACCAGAUCAAAGACACUGUUUACCUACUGAGGACACGCCAGAGAUCUUUCAAAAUGUCUCUAAGCUCUUGGACGUCAUGCCUCUGCUGGUUCCAGAUGAUGGAGAAGCUUUUAUCGAUAUAAGCAACCUGAACCCAACGUUCAAUCUAAAUGCUGCAGGAAUACGACAGUCUCAAAUUAUUUUCACCCUUCAGAGUGAUCCUUGGUUUGGCCUUGUAGACAUGAACAUCAAUACUAGGCGCACUAAGAAGUUUACUCUCCUAGAUGUGGUGAACAAGAAGAUUAAAUAUCUUCAUGAUGGCAACGAAAAGCACAGUGAUCAAAUCCAACUAGAAGUGGUUGCACAUGGUUCCAACCUCCCAGAGUGUUUAAAAACUCCCCACCAAUAUGUGCUCCCAGUGGAAAUUCUCCCUGUCAAUGACAUACCCCAGCUUAAUGGUGGAGACAUUUCAGUCACAGCAAAUGGACGCACUCGCUUAAGCCCCGACCUUGUCAAAAUAGCUGAUUCUGAUAAGCGGUGUGACAAGUUGAUUGUUACUGUUACCUCAGAUCUAAAUCCUCAUGGUUACGUAGAGAAUUCAGAGCACCCUGGUAGGAACCUGAGUGAGUUCACCUGCAGACAGCUUAAGGAUGGACUUAUUUACUAUGUCCACAGAGGAGGUUCAGUGGAUGGACUCACGCUACAAGUUUCAGAUAGUAAUCAAAUCAGCCAGUCAGCCUCCUUUAGACUAGUAGUAACUCAGCCACAGAUGAGCCUGGUGACGAACACUGGACUACGCCUCAUUCAGGGUGGCAACUCCACCAUCGGGAUACAGAACCUGGCUGUAUCUGCUACUCCUGAAAAUGGUGAUAUCAUAUUCAAUGUUACACAGCCUUUGAGAUUUGGAGAACUGCAAAUUAUUGCACAUGACAGUGUGCCAAAGAGAGUGUCACAAUUUUCUCAGUCUGAUCUGGAGCAGAAUAGACUAAUGUACAUUACUACAAUGUUAGCUGAUCUGGAGGACACAGAAACAGAGUAUAUUCAUUUCAGUGUUCAGCUUGGACAAUUCACUCUUACAGAUAAUACAUUCAUAAUUAAGAUCAUGCCUGCUCUGGUAAUAAUGGUAAAUAUCAUCCCUCUUGAAAUUGUAAAAAGGGAGCCAAGAGUUAUCAAGGAAUCCGAGUUAGAAGCUGUGGUAAAAGGGAAGAAUACUGACUCAGGUUUUAUCAGAUACAUCAUUUGGAAGCGUCCGACACAGGGUGCCUUGAUGUUGCGGGGUAGAGAUCUUUCUGAUGAAGAUAAUUUCACCCAACAGGAUAUUGAGGCUGGACAUAUCAGUUACAGAUCUACAAUCCACUGGGCUCUCGAGGCUGAGGACUAUUUUCAGUUUAAGGUUUUUGCAGAGGAUCAAUACUCUCAAUUAUACACUUACCCAAUCAUUGUCAAAGCUGACUCUAGUAUCCCUGUACUAACCAAUGAAAGAUUGCUGGUACUAGAAGGGAAUGAAAGUACCCUUACUAAAGAACACCUCUGGGUGGAGACACCACAGUCCACAGACUUUGUGUACAGGAUCAUGCAAGACCCUAUGCACGGAUAUCUCAUUCGGGACUCCCCUCCUGGUGUGCCAAGGUUUGAGGGUGCAAUUCGAGUAUUCAGUAAUGAAGAUAUACUCUUAAACAGGCUCGUCUAUAAGCAUGAUGGCUCAGAGAUCAGCCAUGACCAAUUCACCUUUCUUGUCUUUGAAGUCAAUACAGGUAGCACUAAUGUACAGACUGAAGGACAGGAGGUGAUCAAAGCAACGUUUAACAUAGCAAUUCAAUCCAAAAAUGAUUAUAUACCUCAGAGAGUUAUUAAUAAACCCUUCCAUGUGGUAAGAAAUGGCCAACGUUUACUGACCACUGAUGAUAUUCUCUUCAGGGAUGAUGACUCUGGCUUUAAUGACACCCAACUGGUUUAUGUUCGAGUUGGAAUUCUCUCAGGUAGCAUUGUGUCUUCUUCAGACCCUUCACAACCCCUCUACCGUUUCACACAGGCAGACCUGAGAGAUGGAAAUGUUCUGUUUCUUCAUCAUGGUGCUGACCGGGAUCUGUUUCAACUUCAAGUGUCUGAUGGAUUGCACAAGACCACAGCACUGCUAGAGGUGAAGGCAGGUGAACCAUAUCUGCAUGUCGUCAACAACACUAUGGUUGUCAUGGACUAUGGCAGUACCAAGACUCUGGACACCAGUCUUCUAGGCACAGAGUCCAACAUGGACAUUAGGAGUGCUUCAGAAAUUAUAUAUGAUAUAAACACUCCUCCUAGUGAUGGUAGGAUUAUAGUCAGUGGUGUUGAGGCUACUCAGUUCACCCAGGACGACCUCAAGAAAGGUGUGGUAUCCUAUGAGCACAGUGAUCAGAGCCUCCGGUCCACGGACUCAUUCACCUUCACUGUGCAUGCAAAAGACAUGUCCGAGAAAGGCACUUUCAGAAUUAAGAUCUUCAAGCAAGGAUAUUUGUCUGAACCUCAAGUUACCUCCAAUAAAGUGAUCAUUGCAUAUGAGGGUGAGCAUUCUGUCAUCGAUGAGGAUCAUCUCAGGGUGGAGCAGGCCGACAUCUCGCCUACUGAAAUCGUGUUUAGCAUUAAAGAAUCUCCACGUCUUGGCCAUGUGGUCAAACUGACCAAUGAUUCUGAGAGCACAGUGUCUCCUGUGCUGGAUUAUAUCCAGUCUUUUACACAAGAGGACAUAAAUAUGGGCACAGUCUUGUAUGUGUCAGCUUCACUACAGGGUCAAGACAUGUUCACUCUAGAUGUCAAUAAUGGCUUCACUACAGUCGUGGACCUGGAGGUGCAUGUGGACAUCAUGCCCCGGCUCAUACCUGUCCAAGUGACCAACCUCACAGUGAGGGAAGGAGAUUCUGUGACUCUUUCUGAAGACAUUCUCAACAUCACACACCCUUUCUACCGGUCUGUUCAUAUUGAAUUCCUUAUGGAGGAAGCACCUCAACAUGGAGAUAUCAGAUAUAUGGACAAGGAUGAUGAUGGGCUUGUCUCUUUUACCUGGGAUGAUGUGCAGCAAGGAACAGUCUACUACUUUCAUGACAGCACGGAGACUACAGAGGACAGUUUCACUUUCUCAGCCACUGCUUUUGAGUUAAUGCGCCGCAGCCUCCCCAUCACUAUCAGCAUCACAGUGAUCCCCAUCAACGAUGAGGCGCCACAGCUGAGGCACAAUACAGGCCUGGAGCUUCUUGUGGGUGAAGAAAUGGAAAUCACAAGCAAAGCAUUGAGCACAGAAGAUAUGGAUACCCCUCCAGACAAGCUGGUAUACAACAUUGAGGCAAACAAGAAUGGAAUCGUUGCUCUGAAAGAGUCACCUGAUAACAGUAUUGAAAGAUUCACCCAAGCUCAGAUCAACAACGGCGAGGUCAUUUUCAUCCACAAAGGGUCUGAAUCUGGUGGUUUCAGUUUUACAGUGACCGAUGGAGACCACACAUCUCCUCUCCACCGCUUCACUGUUGCUGUCCGGCAGCUGACAAUCUCCAUGGAAGUACAGGGCGAGCUAUCGGUCUUUCCUGGUUCCAGGCAAGUCAUCAAUAGUGAUAUCAUGCGAGCAGUGACCAGUGAGGAUGGAGAUGAGAUCAACUAUUCUCUUGUGAGGCCUCCACGUCUAGGACGACUCAUUAAGCCCAACCAGAGUGGACAAUUUGAGGAAAUCAGUCAAUUUACACAAACCGACCUGGAUGCUGGUGCAGUGUAUUAUGAACACCAGAUGCCAUUGAAGUCCUUCUGGGUAGUAAAAGACACUGUAGAACUUGAGCUCUCAUCACCACCAGCAGCAAAGCUCCAGCACAUUCUCCCUGUUAUAGUAUCGUACUAUGCCACCCAUCACAAUGUGUCUUCACAGCUGUGGAAGAACAAAGGUAUGUCAGUGGUGCAGGGGCAAUCUAAGGUGUUCGAUGUCUCCAUUCUGGAUGCAUCCAACCUGCUAGGCAGUGUACCACAAGAAAAACAGGAAGGCCAGGACAUAGUUUUUGAGGUACAGCACUUCCCUAUGCAUGGCCAACUCACUCUUGGAGGUAAUGAUCUUCCCCAGGAUGCACCCUAUUUCUGGCAAGAUGACAUCAGUGAAGGGAAGCUGGAGUACUACCAUGAUGACUCAGGAGAAACUUCAGACAGAUUCUCUUUCCGUGUGUGGCUAAACCCCCAUGGUCACCCCCCUCAGGCUGUGCCAGGUGCUGUGGUGCUGGAGGAGGUCUUUCUUAUCUCAAUCAGACGAAGGGACUCCAGCCCCCCAGAGCUCGUCAGUCUGGACCUGCUACUGGAGGCUCUGCAAGGAUCUACCACUGUACUGUCCAAACAGUACCUCAACACUAUAGACCAAGACAGUACACCAGAUGAGGUCAGAUUCAGCAUCUUAAAGAGUCCUACUAAUGGCCACAUCAUUUACAAGGAUACUGGGCACAGGAUCAUGCAGUUCACCCAAGAGGAGGUGAACAUGGGCCAGGUGGCAUUUGUGAGCGAUGGUAGCUUGUCUAAUGGUUUUAUGGAGUUCACAGUCUCUGAUGGAAAACACCAGUCAGUACCACACACUAUGCACAUCGGCAUCCUGGCUAAGAAACUUGUGCUUAAUAAGGUGCAGGAGAUCCAAGUCAAGCAGGGAGAUGAUGAGACUCCUAUCACAGAGGCCUUGUUGAAAGCAUCCACAGGAGGGCCAGUAGAGGAAGAAGUGCUAUAUAAAAUUACCAACAUUCCCAAGUAUGCAGUAGUGAUGGUGGACAGGCAAUCUACCUCUGCCUUUACCCAAAAACAGAUUAGGGAAGGGAGAGUGAGUGUUCGCUUCAUCAAGUCCACUUCUUCAAAUGACAGUUUUUCCUUUGUAGCCCGCAGUAGAGCAGCUAACGUUUCCUCCAGCCUCAACAUCACAGUAAAACCCUUAGUAAAUGUGGCCAAGAAUCCCUUAUUGCCACAUGGCACUCUAGUUCUGGUGGACAGAAAGCUGUUAGAUGCCACUGCACUUGCCAACAAGACCAAAACUUCACCAACCUUCAGCUUGACCCAGCAGCCAAAGGGAGCAAGGUUCAUAAGAAGAGGAGGGUCUGCAGAUGGCCAGCCUGUGGAAUCAUUCACCCAGAGAGAUCUAGAUGAGGGACGUGUGGCUCUAGAGGUCCUGAACUCCACUGGGGAUCCAAAGGGCAAAAGUCAAGAUCAAGGUGAGGCUCACUUCCUCCUCAAGGCACAUGGAGUUCCUCCAGCAGAGUGCACACUUUCCUUCCAGACAGUGCCUUAUGACCCGGCAGGAAUCUAUGGUGCUACAGUACUUAAGGUCCCCCCAACUGUGGCCAACUCUGACACAAGUAAAGCAGACCAGCCUGAUGCCAGACGGAGAGGGGAUGGCAACUGGCCAUAUGAAGCAGGUCCCACCACACCCCCUACCAGCUCCCAUAAAUCCCCUGUUUCUAGACGGAACUCACUAUGGGCCAUCCUUAUCCCCAUAUUAGUUAUCCUCCUUCUACUACUCAUAGCUGGUCUGCUAGCAUACUACCUGGUGCGUCGCAACAAAACAGGAAAGCACAAUGUCCAGAAUGCUGCCACCAAGCCCAAAAAUGGAGAGGUGGCUCAGGAAACCUUCAGAAAAACUGAUCCAGCAAAUAACAUCCCCAUGUCCAAUAUGGAGUCUAAAGACACAGAUCCUGAAUUACUGCAGCACUGUCGGACAACAAACCCAGCCCUGAAAAAGAACCAGUACUGGGUAUGAGACAGGAAAAUUGGGAUUCUAUUCUAUCAUGCUGUAUUGACAUUUAGCGUAUAUUGACAUAUUCGCACAUCGAAAUUUGAUUUUUUUUUUUUUUUUGUGGACACUUUGAGUCAUUCCUAACAGUAUUAUCAAGAUCUCCUCUUAUACUAAUGGGUGAGAAACUAAUUUUGGUGAAUAAUCUAACUUUCGUUCCAUUAGCUGUCAUGCAAUCAGUUCAUGUAAACAGUUCUCACAUGAAUCUGCUAUAGUUUAACACUGAUGAAGGACCAAGUCUUGUGAGGACUGGUUUAUGCACCUUUUCAUGGUUAGGAACAGAACCUAAUAAAAGUCUACAGUUCUCAUAGAAAGACCCAGCAAUUUCAGAUUGUUUACAUGAUUGUAUAUUA
This is a messenger RNA of Neoarius graeffei (lesser salmon catfish), 7371 nucleotides long. RefSeq names its product chondroitin sulfate proteoglycan 4 (gene cspg4). NCBI's taxonomy places the organism in Eukaryota, Metazoa, Chordata, Actinopteri, Siluriformes, Ariidae. The transcript has 10 exons. The record is from RefSeq and is a predicted model, not a curated record. Bases 35 to 6985 code for a protein of 2316 amino acids.